AGGGGAAAUCUAUAGCCCCAAUUCUAUACGUCUUACAUUAUUGAGCAUACAAGCGUUUUCCACCACUUACUCUCCACAAAAAGAACAAAGAAAACAUUUUUUCACCACUAAGCUAAGCCAAUAAUUUCAUAACUCACCCACAAAAGGCAAAGUUCACUAGGCCCAAAAUCGUUUGGGUUGAACCUUCCCCAGCCCAUAAUAACAGCCUAAAUCUUCCAUGUUUCACCCCUCAGUGUUUGCCCAAUCGCACCAGACAAUGCCAGCCAUCUUCCAUCGCUUGCUCGCCUCCUCCGCUCUCAAAAGAUCCAAUCUUCUUUCUCGUCCACUCUCCAUCAUAAUCUCCACCUCCACCCACCCCCUCACCCACCCGUCACUCUAUCUCCACCGUUUCAUUUCUUCCUCCCCAACCCAGACCACAGACCCCGACACCCCUUCCUCACCCACAGCCGCCGUGCGAACCCAAACGCGUACUCCACUCGAAACCCAGUUCGAAACAUGGAUCCACAAACUCAAACCCGGCUUCACCCACUGCGACGUCGACGAGGCGUUGCGGGCCCAAUUGGACCCCGAUCUCGCCCUUGACAUCUUCCGCUGGACGGCUCAGCAGCGCGGUUACAGACACAACCAUGACACCUAUCUGACCAUGAUCAAACUCCUCGCUUCCGGCAAGCGUUAUCGCCAAGCGGAGACCCUUAUCGAGGAGGUAUUCGCUGGAGCCUGCGAAAUCAACGUCCCUCUCUACAACUACAUGAUUAGAUUCUGCUGCGGCCGCAAGUUCAUGUUCAACCGUGCUUUUGACAUUUACAAGAAAAUGUUGGGGUCUGAUCACUGUAAGCCAACUCUUGAGACCUACACUUUGCUGUUGAACUCGUUGCUUAGAAGGUUUAAUAAGUUGACUGUGUGUUAUGUGUAUCUCCACGCGGUUAGGUCGUUAACCAAGCAAAUGAAAUCCUUAGGGAUUAUACCGGAUACUUUGGUGUUGAAUAUGAUAAUUAAGGCUUAUGCUAAGUGUCUAGAGCUUGAUGAAGCUAUUAGGGUUUUCCGUGAGAUGGGUUUAUAUGGAUGUGAGCCAAAUGCAUAUAGUUAUGGUUAUAUCAUGAAGGGAUUGUGUGAAAAGGGGAGAGUAGGGCAGGGUUUAGGGUUUUACAAGGAAAUGAAGAAAAAAGGAUUGGUGGCGCCUAGUAGUUGUUACAUGAUUUUGAUAUGUAGUCUUGCAAUGGAGAGGAGAUUUGAGGAUGCAAUUGAGGCUGUGUCUGAUAUGUUGGGUAAUUCUAUGGCUCCGGAUUUGCUGACAUACAAGACGUUGUUAGAAGGAUUAUGCAGGGAAGGGAAGGGGAAUGAUGCUCUUGCCUUUCUUGAGGAAUGGAGGAAGAGGGAUGUCAUGAUGGGUCAGAAGAAUUACAAGAUUUUGUUGAAUGAGUUGCAUUUUCUAAACAGGGAGUAGUGGCUCUUCAGCCACAGGAGAAAUGUUAGAACAGUGAUACAAUGAUGACCGAGUCAGUAGAAACCGACAAAGUUCAAGAGUUUGUGGGUGAACUUAUGACUGAUGGAACCCAUACUAGGUGGUUCUUGAGGUCUUCCACUAACGACUUCAUUCCAUGCUUCCAGCUCUUCUAACUCAUUUUGGUAUGUUUUGAAAACUUGGGUUUUACGGAAUUCUCUCUCUGCUUAGGUCAUCAUCUGGGAUUUUUGUGGGAAGCACAAAACUAGAAACAUGAUGUGCUGAAAUAAUAGAUGACUCAAUCGAGCAGAACUUGUUUUGGUGAACGACACAUCUUAUACGGCUCAAAAUUCCAAACCGUGUCUGAAAUUGUUGGAGACAUUGGUAGCCUGGUAAAGGUUGGAGGAGUCUUGCAAUUUUUUUCUUCUACUACCCAAGCUUAAGUGUUUAAGAUAUGAAAGAUCUUGCUGGAUAUAUGACUUUAAGAUGCAGAUUGGUAUGUAUGUAUUCAAAGAUCAAACCUUUGUCUUUGUAUUUUCAGACCCAAAAUUCUUUGCAAAUAAAGAGUAAGUUCUCGAAAUGAGUUGGCUUGUUCCAACAAAAUUCUUGGAAGAUCUAUCUCAUGUUUGGUAAUACAUGGUACAACUCUGUGAGGACUUGAAGGUCAUUCUUUUCGUCGUUAAUGAUUAAUCUCAUAUGAA
Messenger RNA from Carica papaya (papaya), 2142 nucleotides. RefSeq names its product Tetratricopeptide repeat (TPR)-like superfamily protein. The record is from RefSeq and is a predicted model, not a curated record. Gene Ontology annotation, molecular function: mRNA binding; protein binding. NCBI's taxonomy places the organism in Eukaryota, Viridiplantae, Streptophyta, Magnoliopsida, Brassicales, Caricaceae.